Danaus chrysippus (African queen) is the source of this 1749-nucleotide messenger RNA. The record is from the annotation of a GenBank genome assembly. Lineage: Eukaryota; Metazoa; Arthropoda; Insecta; Lepidoptera; Nymphalidae.
AUGUUUUCCGCUCUUAAGAAAUUGACGAGAAGUGGAGAUGACCGGUGUCCAGCCCCAAUGCCCAUGUCCUCUUCAUUGCAGAAAAAAUUCUCUAGAGGAGUUCAUUUUAAUAUGAAAAUAUUGAUCAAAGGAGAUAGGAAUGUGGGAAAAUCAUGUCUUCUACAACGUUUACAAGGCGGACCAUUUACUGAAAAAUAUACUCCAACAGAACAAAUACAAGUAGCACCCAUUCAUUGGACAUACAAAAAUACUGAUUAUAUUGUAAAGGUUGAAGUUUGGGAAGUAGUUGAUAAAGGCCGUGCAAAAAAGAAGCCACCUUUGGGUCUCAAGUUGGAGAACCAAACAGCUCCCGUUGAAACUGAAGAACAAUAUGAAACACCAGUACUGGAUGCAACAUUUCUAGAUGUUUAUAAGAAUGCUAGUGGAGUUAUAUUAAUGAUGGACAUUACAAAGCCAUGGACAUAUGAAUAUGUGGUGAAGGAGUUGUCUAACAUACCAAAAGACCUGCCAGUGGUGAUACUCGGCAAUCAUUGUGAUAUGCAGCAUCAUAGACAAGUGCAUCCCCAUCACAUUGAACAGGCCUUGGAACAUGCGAAAUUAAUAAGAGCGGCGCCAAUACGAUAUGCAGAAUCAUCAAUGAGAAACGGCUUUGGCUUAAGACUGCUGCACAAGUUUCUGAGUGUUCCAUUUUUGAAAUUACAAAAAACCAGCCUUCUGGAACAACUCCAAAGAAAUCAAAAAGAUAUGGAGGAAAUUGAGAAGGAACUUGAUGAUUUUCAAAACUCAGAUGAAUCCCGUUACGAUCAGUUUGUGGAGCGUCUCGCCAGUAAACGUCGGCAGAACGACGAUCCACCGCGGUUGAUCGAACGUGCUCCGAGUAUAGUGCUAGGAGCUGGGAAGCCCAUCAUACCACCAGGCGUUAACCCACUAUUAGCACAAUCUAUUAAUCCUACAAUCGUUAAGCCGCCAUCAAAUGAAAGUACAUCGACAACACAAUCUCAAUAUGUAAGUCCGGAAUUAAUGAGGCCUAAACCUCCUGUCAGCAUGGAAAUGACUCCUUCGAAAGUUCAAGAUAGCGUUCCAAGUACACCCAUCACAAAUGCGUCUAUGGGAUCAUCUGGCGCGUUAGAAGAGUUCUAUGCAGGCACUCUUGAUAGCAGUUUUCUAGAAGAUCUACAACCUAUGAAUAGUAACAGUCAAGAAAUUACCUACGACACUGAUAGUGAUGAUGACAAUAAAAUCAAUCCUAAAGUGAUUGUUGAUGAAGAUGACUUAGAACUUGAUUAUAGCCCACCAGUCCUACAAACUGUUCCUAGGAAAACAAGUGCUGAAGAGAUAAAGAGAGAUAUUAAUAGAGAAACAGAAGACUUUGAAAAGAUGUUUAUUAGUCAAGCGACCAUCAGUAAGGAAGUCAAAUAUAAUGAACAUGAUUUUUCUAUAUUGGAUGAUGGUUUAAAUAAUAUGAGUAGUGAUUACCCAUUGUGGGCUGGAGAUGCAACUGUUAGACGAUCUCCAGAAGGUGGUGAGGAUCCAGAUAAUUCUAAAGAGCCUGAUGUUAAGGCGGAGAAGAAACACAAAAAGAAAAAGUCUAAAGACAAAGACAAGGGUGACUACAGUGAUAAGUCUGAUAGAAAGGAAAAGAAACAUAAACAUAAAAAAUCCAAAGGAGAAAAACCGAACCCUCAAAGAGAUUUACUGGAGCCAUCCGUCACGACAGACUUUAAUUAUGAAGAAUAUGAUAGUAUUUAA